This is a messenger RNA of Symbiodinium sp. CCMP2456, 2127 nucleotides long. Lineage: Eukaryota; Dinophyceae; Suessiales; Symbiodiniaceae. The record is from the annotation of a GenBank genome assembly.
AUGGCCCCUGCAUCCUUCUGCCUUGGGCACGGAUUUCAGGUGGCGAAGAUGAUGUGGUCACGAAAGCCUGGGCACUUCUGGACGCUAGCAGAUAGCGUGAAGGGAUCCGGUGCCUUCUGCACCUCGCUUGGCUUGUUUCAAUCUCCCGGCGAGGACGACAUCUGCCAUUUCGCCAAGAGCGAUGUGCCUCGCACCCGGCGCAUCCCGUCACUCCGAAGGCUCCGACUCGGUGCUCCACUUCUGAGGUCGACGCCUUUGGUUCAGAUGGUCCUACCGCAAGCCGGUGCUCGGCUGACUGCUGCUUGUGGAAGGCGAGGUGUGGGCAAGGAAAGAAACCGUUGCCAUGGUUAUGGGGAGCGGUCGCAGGUUGCAGGCUUCCGGAAUCGAGGCGGCCGUGGCAUGUUGCCAGUCGAGACCUUGGUGACCUGCUUGGGCCGCAAUGUCCUCGAGAAGUUGAGGGACCUGGUGCCCCCACUCCUGGACUUGGCCUUGACACGGCGGCAAGAGGCCAAGCAAGACGCCGCGUGCGCGGCCCUGGACCUGGCCUCAGAAAGGUUGGUGCUGAGAGCUUUGGGCGCCCUGUGUCGCUCCCUUGGCCCCUUCCUGUCGCCCUUCCUGGACCGCUUCCUGGAGGUCAGCUGCCGUGGCCCCAAAGCAGGUGGUCCAGCAGUGCUGCAGGAGCUUGCAGGCGAGCUGGUGAAGGGGGUGCCCCACAGGCUCCUCUUGGCGUCCGUGCAAGCAGCCACGGUGGACCCCUUCGACUCUGCAGAUUCUGUGCCGCUGGACGAGAAACUCCUCCACAUGCAGAGGCUCGCCAGUUUCCACAUCUGGAUCCUUUCCAAGGCGUCGCCGGAGUUUGUGGCCGGCAUCAGCGACGCCAUCAUGGCGUCCCUUCUCCGGCUCCUGGCGGUCUCCAGCGGCGCCAUCGCUGCUUUCCUCCAAGCGGGGACCGAAGCCGCAGUGCUCGCUGCCAGGGUCUCGCGCCAGCCUUCUUGCCCAGCGGUGGAGCUGAGUUGGGAGCAGUUCGGCAGCCAGCCCUCCAUCUGGCAGCUGCACCAACUGGCGGCGGCCGCCUUCGCGCACUUCGUCCUGCGGCUGGAGCUGGAGGAGAUGAAGAAGCACUUUGUCAAGGUACUGGAAUGGGCGCGGGACAAGCAGCCGAAGCUGCUUGAUCAGCAGAGGCUUAGAAAAGCGAAAGACUUCGAGGGCAUCGAUCCAGCAUCUGAUGCCAUAGCAGCUUGUCGCGUGAUGGCAGGGGGCCAAGAGUCUUUGGGAGUCAGGAGCAACCUGUUGUUGGACGGGCGCAAGGCCGUCACUGCCACCAUGAGCUGCGUCGCAGACGCGGCCCCCGGAACAGCAGAAGAGCUGCUGCCACUGGGGACGAAGGAGCCUGAUGACUUGUCGACAGCGUUGGUCGCCUGCCGCCGCUUCGCGCAGCUCGGCUUCUCAAAGCUACAACGAGCCCUCGCCCGCCUUGCCUGGACCUCUCAGGCUUCAGACUGGGCAGAAGGCGCGGAAGCGUCGGAAGACUGGCGAGAAGGCGGCUACCGCGUCCAAGGAGGUGCUGCAGGAGCACACGUGGUGGUGGCACGACGCGGCUCCGCCGUCACCGUCAUUGCAACUGCAUCCUUCCAGACUCCAGCCACACCAAGACCGCCUGAGGAGCUGCGUGAUCCGGUGGCCAACCUCCUGGACAUCUUCGAAUUUCUUGCGCAGGACUCCAGCGCGACGACCUCGCUGCGGAGUGCCCUUGAGGCGGCCCUGGUCGCGCUGACCAACGUCGCCAGCGAGAGCGGAGUGAAGCUCCAAAUGCAGGUGAUCCUGGAGAAGAGUCGCUCCGAAGACGCCGAGGUCCGCCUGAACGCCGUGAAAUGCGUCCAUCGCAUUUGGAUGGACCUCGGUGUCCAGGUCGUCAUGUGCCUCUCGGAAGUGACAAUGUAUGCCUCUGAGCUCCUCGAAGAUGAGGACUCACGGGUGGAGAUGGCUGUGCGGGCCAUGAUCAAGACGAUGGAGGCAAGCGGCGAACAAAAACGGGUCUUGGGCUUGCAAUGCCAUGCCGGUACUGUGAUGAAGUCCAUCUUUGGCUUGGGCAGGACUGCACGGGCGAGAGCUUGCAGGACACCUUGA